AGCGCCGCCAGUUCUACCCCGAGGCGUUCAGGGGAAGCACUCACACGCCCGCCAGAUUUCGAACCGAGCGGGUGAGGGAGGAUGUGCUGACCCCGCGCAGCUCUCUAGCACGAACCUGAAGGGCGGUAGAACUUUGCAGUGUGCGUUGUGGUGGUGCUGCCGGCGGGGCUCCUUCAUGAGAGGGAUUCCGUGAGCGCGAGGAACACCGGAGAAGAUAACGAGAAGUGUGAGAUAAAGAGAGAGAGGAGAAGGAGGAGGGGAGUGACCGUGCUGGAGGCGAGAUGAAGACGAGGUUAAAGUUCCUGCCGCCGCCGCUGCUGCCGCUGCUGCUGGUGGGGCUGCCUUCCCUCGUCUCGGGCCAAUGUUUCGGCGGGACUCUGACGAUGGAGAAGACAGUGGGGGUGACCUUCAAUGAGCCCUCCACGCCGCUCUUCAACAACCUGGACGCUGCCAUCACGAGCGACUGCAACGGGUUCUGCAAGGAUAGUCCGCAGUGUCAAGGCUUCAGUGUGGAAUAUGAAAAGUCUACGUGUGUCGCCUAUGACCGGAGUUCCUCGGGGCGCCGCUCCUCGCUGGUGGCCAAGCCGGGGUUCAACUACUUCGAGAAGAUCUGCCUAACGGGGGGGUCACCGCAGCUGGACUACAACCAGCUGUGUGGCCAGGAGAGGCUGUGGUCCUUCGAGCGAGUGUUGGACUCCUUCCUUGAAGGUCACGACAACAAGACCUUCCCGAACGUGGACAAGCGCGCCGACUGCCUCAAGCUGUGCCUGGCCGAGACGGAGUUCGUGUGCAGGUCCUGUGAGUACGACAUCACGCAGAAGGUGUGCCGCCUGAGCCGCGAGGACCGCAGGACCAAACCAGCGGACUUUGUUUCAUCGCCAGGAUCCUUCGUCGACUACAUGGAGAACCAGUGUGUGAUGCCGCUGCCAGACUGCCGCUACGUGGUCCAGAACGAGGUGAUGGUGGUGUCCAUGGACGCCCUCGAGUUCGCCAACAUCCAGAGUGACUGUGAGAGUCUGUGUGACACGACGCGCAUCAUGAACUGCCGCGCCUACACCUUCGACCCACAGGAGAAGAGGUGUUAUCUCUCCGGGGACGACUCGGUGUCCCUCAAUCAGACGGUGCUGCCGCUCAAGGCUGGCGUGCUGACCGGCGAGAAACAGUGCACCGUCAGUCAGUGCGAGCAGGACCAGGGCACCAUCAUCUACGAGAAGAUCACGGGCCAGACUGUGCGGACGGCGCGAGAAUCAGCCUACCAGCUUGACACGAGCCCCGGCGGACUAAGCGAGAAGUGCGCCAGCCGCUGCCGCGAAGACUCCGGCGAGUGUCCAGCCUUCGCCGUGGACUACGUGCUGGGGCGGUGCUUCCAGCUGGACCGCAACACGCAGGGACGCAACACGGACAUCAUCAGCACACCGGGCAAGAGUUACUUCGAGAAGAUAUGUGUGCGAGCCAAGUUGCCGCCGCAGUGCAUCGACCGAGUGUGGCACUUCGAACGCGCGCCGGGUAUGGAGCUGAGGGGCCUCGACGACCGCCAGCAGACUCUCGUACAGAGUCGCCGCGACUGUAUAGAGGCGUGCCUCCAGGAGACUAGCUUUUUGUGCAGGUCUGCUGAGUACGACUCAGUGCAGCUAGUGUGUCGCAUAAGCCGCAGCGACCGACGCACCAACCCCGACAGCUACGUGGAGGCUGCCUCUCCCAGCACAGAGUACCUGGAGAACCAGUGCAUUCCUGUGGACGACAGGUGCCCUUACCGCAAAACAGAGGGCGCCUACCCUGUUUACCUGGACGACACCAUCGGCAGUGUGCUGUCGGAGCAGCAGUGCCAGCGGUCCUGCACCAACUACCGCAAGUUCAACUGUCGCUCGCUGUCCUUCUACCCCGCCGGCUCGCAGUGCUUCAUCUCCGGCGACGAUAAGGUGUCCGGAGGAGGCACUGCAGCCCUGCAAAACAGACCCGGCACCACCUACUUUGAGAGAGACUGCAGGGGUGGUAGCGGUGGCGGUGGCGGUGGCGGAGGUGACGGCGGUGGCAGCAUCGGAGGCGGCAGCGGUAGUGGUAAAGACGAUGGUACUACGGGAGGAACCGAUGGCACCACGUUGAACCUGCUACCCCCGAUACGCCCCACCACCUUCAGGCCGCGGCCGCGGCCUCGCCCUGGCGGAGGCGGAUUUUCCUUCGCAGUAGAUCGGUGCAGACUAGGCAGCCUCACCUACGAGAAGGUCACGGGCUACGAGCUUACCGGGGUCAAGUCCAACAUCCUCAACUCCAGCCUCGUCCCAGGCAUCACCCAGAACUGUGCUGACGCCUGCAAGAACGCGGACGGCUGCAUGGCCUUCAAUCUGGACUACAACAGGUUCGAAUGCUAUGCCCUGGACACGGGAUCCUCUGAGAAACCACAGAACCUUCGCCAGUCCAGCGGCGCCGCCUACUUCGAGGCUGUGUGUCUGAGAAGGGGCGGGUGCGGCCUGCUGUGGACCUACGAGAGGAUACCAAACUUCGAGCUGGUGGGCAGAGAUCGAGAAACAUUGAACGGCAUCAGCAAGUCGGAGUGCAUGGAGCGGUGUCUGGAGGAGCGGCGGUUCGUGUGUCGCUCCGUCAGUUACGAGUACUCCAACCGCGUGUGUCGCCUCUCCAUCCACAACCGGUUCUCGGCUCGCAACUCCUUCCAGGCCGCGCCCAACGUGGACUACAUGGAGAACCAGUGCGCUCCCAAGCCUCGCGACUGUGUGUACGGCAACAACCAACGUGACCGCUACCUCAUCUACACCACCAAGUCCACCUCAGCCUUCACAGACGCCACCUGCCGCAGGGCGUGUGAUCUGGAGGAGGACUUCAACUGUCGCUCCUACUCCUUCCUGAGCAUGAGCAACACACAGACCAACCAGUGCUACCUGAGCGGCGACACUGGCACGGACGCAGGAAACAACGCCUUCCAGUUCAUGCGAGGCGCCAUGUUUGCAGAGAAGCAGUGCAGAGACUUCAGCACAGGUGGAGGUGGAGGUGGCUUUGGUGGAGCGGGAGGAUCCGGAGGUGGUGGCAGUGGUGGUGGUGGCGUUGGUGGGUCUGGCUUUGGAGGAGGUGGAGGAGGAAUAGGAGGCACUGGUGGAGGAAGUGGAGGAGGGUUUGGAGGCUUUGGUGGAGGCAGACCAGGCUUCGGUGGAGGAGGAAGUGGACCAGGCUUUGGUGGCGGGAGUGGAGGCAGACCAGAUUUUGGAAGUGGAGGAAGUGGAUCAGGCUUCGGUGGAGGUGCAGGCAGACCAGGUUUUGGUGGAACAGGAAGUGGAGGAGCUGGUCGCCCAGGUUUCGGUGGAGGUAGUGGAUCAGGCUUUGGUGGAGGAAGUGGAGGCAGACCAGGGUUCGGAGGUGGAGGUAGUGGAACAGACUUUGGUGGAGGUGCAGGAAGGCCAGGAUUCGGUGGAACAGGAGGUGGAUCAGGCUUUGGUGGAGGUGCAGGUAGGCCAGGGUUCGGUGGUGGAGGAAGUGGAGGUGGAUUUGGAGGAGAUGCAGGCAGACCAGGGUUCGGUGGAGGUAGUGGAACAGGCUUUGGUGGAGGAGCAGGCAGACCAGGUUUCGGUGGAGGUAGUGGAACAGGUUUUGGUGGAGGAGCAGGUAGGCCAGGGUUCGGUGGAGGAGCAGGAGGUGGAUCAGGGUUUGGUGGAGGAAGUGGAGGAGGUGGUGGAGUUUUUGGCACUGGAUUCGGAGGAGGUGGUGGAGGUGACAGAGACUUCGGUGGAGCAACAGGGCCUGAUCUAGACAGCGGCGGAGGCAGCGUUGGUGGUGGUGGUGGUGGUGUUGGUGCAGGAGGAGAUCCUGAGGACGAGGAGGACACUAAGUCUCCUUCCUUAGUGAACGAGUGCCGCUUCACCCCGACCUACGACAAGGUGCUGGGCGUCGACCUGCGAGGACAGCGGGAAGAAAUCCGCACCCGUGACCAGCUGGGCAUCACCAUCGAGUGCUUGAAGGAGUGUGACCGCCGCCGGGACCGCUGCCUGGCCGUCACACUAGACACAUCGCCCUCCACGGCCCAGCGCUGCUACGCCCUCCAGCGCGGCACUGACAACGACCCCAACAAGCUCACCACGGCGCCCACCGUCUCCUUCUUCGAGAAAACCUGCAUUCCGGAGCGGUCCUGCGGGAAGGCGUGGGCGUUUGUGCGAGUGCCGGGCUACGACCUAGAAGUGAACGGGCUGGUCCUCAACAACGUGCCCACGCGCCAGGAGUGCCAAGCGGAGUGCCUCAGGGCCACCAACAUCCCCUGCAGGUCCGCCACGUACAACAUCAGACUGCGCACGUGCAGGCUGAUGGCGGAGACCAGACGCACUGACCCGGAGAGUUUCAAUCCAGCGACCCGCGAUGUGGAGUUCCUUGAGAAUCAGUGUGCUCCAGAUCCGCCAAACUGUGACUACGCCAACUACGAGGGUCGCUUCCUGCCUUACUUCGACCGCUACUUCACCAACGUGUUCGACACCACUGAGUGCAAGAAGUACUGCGACACUGAGCGGGACUUCACCUGCCGCAGCUUUAACUUCCAGUCCUUCAGGAGGGAGUGCUCGCUCAGCUCGGACGACACUUUCACCGUCGGCGGCCAGGGCGUCCUGCAGGUCGAGAGGGACUAUUUUUACUCCGAGAAGGGCGCCUGCAAGACAGUGAAGGUAGACUGCACGCCCACCGACAUGCUGGUCACCUUCUCCUUCGGCACGCCUUUCAAGGGUCGCUUGUACGCCACGGGUAACGCCCAGGCGUGCUUUGAGAUGGGCAACCGCCAGACGCAGGUGAUCCUGAGGGUGCCGCUGGGCUCCACGUGUGGCACCAUAGAGGAGUCUGACGGGAAGUUCGUGAACACGGUGGUGGUGCAGCAACACCCGCUCAUCAUGCAGGAAUCUGACCGCACCGUCAAGGUGGAGUGCUCCUUCGAGGCAGGAGACCAGACCGUCAGCUUCGCUCCGGGGUCAGACGACAGCAGAACAGGUGGCGGCAUCGACAUCAACGCGCAGUUCCGACCUGGAGGCGUGACGGACAUCAUUAGCAACACGGCGCCCACUCCAACAGUUCGCAUGCGCAUCUAUAGAGCCAACGGGCAGGAGGCGAACAACGUGGACCUGGGCGAGCUGCUGACACUGAGGAUCGAGAUGGAACAAUCGUCUGCCUUCGCUAUCUUCGCCCGCAACCUGGAGGCGCGUACGGACAACGGAGAGCUGAUGACGCUUAUUGAUAACGUUGGCUGCCCGCCUUACCCCAACAUCUUCCCGGAGCUGCAGCUGGACGAGCGCACCAAGAGCCUCUACGGGGACUUCAAGGCAUUCCGCUUCCCCUCUACAGCUCGCGUCAACUUCGUGGCCACCAUCAGGUUCUGCCAGGACGCGUGCGAGCCGGUGCCGUGCGGGGGCGGGGUGGUGUCAUACGGGCGUCGGCGGAGGAGUGUGGGCAACAUGACGGUGGAGGAGGAGGAGGAGCAGGAGCAGGAUGAGCAGGAGAUGGUGGUGGAGGUGUCAACGGACGGUACAAGUGACAGCUCCUUCACCUUCACCCUCGGCUCGUCCCCUCGCAGUGUUGACGUGCCUCUCAAAACCACCAAGAGAUCCGUUUCAUCUUCCUCUUCCACCUCCACAACCACGACCACCACCACCACCACCACGGGCAAGUCCACAUCCAGAAGUAGCAGCAGCAGCGCCUCCACCAUCUCCACCUCGCCCAGUCCCAGCUCUUCCACCGCCUCCACAAACUCCACCAGCGAGAAGGAACCUGAUGUGGAGACGCCAGAUGAUAUUCCUGUGGCCUUGUCUCUGGUGGUGGGAGAGGACACAAUGCCAGAAGGAUGGGACGAGAGGGGACGCCAUCGGUAUCGUGAUGAAACAUACGUGGCUGACGACUACGUGUGCACCCCCACCUCUACCGUCAUCGCCGCUGUACUAACGCUGCUGGUUCUUCUCUGCGCGACCGUCACUGGCUUCGUUUUCUUCUACCGUACCAAGAAGCGACAUUGGCAGAAAAUGGGAAGUUGUGAGCCGUUCCCGCUUCCCCCGCAGCCCAAGUCGCAGUUCUUCAACAGCUCGGACGUAAUGUUCCGGGCGGCGUACGGCGGCUUCCCUGGACAGUCCCACCUCGCCUCUAACAUGGCGGCUUUCAACACUGCCCACGCCCUGGCGGCCAUGCAAGAGGAGUCGCCGCAGUACAAGGAAUAACGCCGCCACGCUCCUAGGCGCCUAGGACCUGCAUGCCUGCCAGAUUAGUAUGUUAUGCUUUCACAAACCUGAUGUCCUGUCUCUCGCCCAAACAGUAACCUCCAUAGCGCACCACCUUACAUUGUAUCCCGGACACACAAACCAGUACGUGAGGGAGGAGGAGGCCGUGCAUCCCGAGCCAUCGUUGUACAGAGGGAGGCGCCGCCAGCAGCGCCCUGUGGUCUGCCCGGCGCCUUGCGUGUGGCUGGGCCAGGCCACGCUCUGCUUCGCCUCACCUGAUGGCUCAUAUUUUUAUACGACAAUUGUUUAGUUAAGACGUUCAAUCAAAUGUAACUUAGUUAUAUUUAUGAUGAAGCUUGUGUCUGAGGUUUUUGUAACUUAGAUUAAGGCCAGAGAGAACCAACCAGUCACCGGAGCUACGCGCCAGGCAGGGGGCCACGCGUGGGUGGCGCGGCGUGCCAGCCUCCCACCGCCUUGCCCGCCGUCCAGCCCCGCCCUCCCCCGCCACACUACCGCCCUGGACAUGAUGCCCACGCCAGUGCCGCUCACGCCUGGCUGCCUGCACCGCACCACCGCGUACUGCUGCAGCGUUACCUGGUUGUUAGAAAGCAAAUUCUCCUCAUCACGUGAUUGCUAAGCUUCAGUUUUCAAGGCUACCCAAAUAUUCACGUUGCUGCAAAUUAGUUCCCCCCAGUCAUGCUGCCGCCCGUCCGGUGCACCAGCCUGGCGGCGCCAGUGACCCUAAGACGAGCAGCGUUGUGUCCCCGCCUGCGCUUCGCUCCCGGGUCUCACCCUCCAAACGUGGCCCGUGCGUGACUAACACAGACAACCCUCGGUGCCUCGCCAACAACCCGGCUGAGGAAUGAGUCACGCCCGCGCCUUAAACCCGCCGCACCUCUUCCCUGUGCAUAAACCGCCACCACCACCCAACCCCUAGCCCCUCAGAGCACGUGGGUCCAGAAUGCUCAUCGAAAUAGUUAGUGAUAAUCAAGAUUAGGUAUAGAGGAGUAUCCCAAAAGGAGUGUGUGCCAGGCGACACCCUCACCACACACUGCUGCCGCGCCUCUGAGACGGCACGCAGCUGUGUGUGUGUGUGUGUGUGUGUGUGUGUGUGUGUGUGUGUGUGUGUGUGUGUGUGUGUGUGUGUGUGUGUGAGUGUUUGUGUGAGGUAUGGUGCCUUUCACUCAAGUCUGCCACAAUUCCCCCUGGCCCGCGUGAUGUCGCCGCUCGGGAAGGUGCGCGGUAUUGCGCGGCUCACGGAGAAUCAGUCAUUGUGUCUACUGUUAAGGCGGCGCGUCAGGUCAGCACUGAGUGUGACGCGAUAGGAAAUAGGUGAUGCAUUAGAAUAAUAAUAGCCGUAAGUGACAAAAAAAGAGCACAUCAGUACUGCUCGGCUGAGGCUUCCCUCCACUCACUCCAAUGCCUCGCCUCCCGCACCAUGGGGGACCCUCGGCCUUUACUCCUGCCUCUACGAGACUCACACGGCGCCGGGCAUCACGGGGCGCGGCGGUUACCCAUGAGCCCACCCAGCGUCGUGGCUGCACGCCAUUACUACUCUGUUCUGGGUGUGGUGGUGGUGGUGGUGGUGGUGGUGGCUACGUGUAUUUCUAAACAGAAUCAAAGUAUCGAAUCAGUAUUUCAGUCAGUAUUUCGUAGCAUGCAUCGCGUGGCGUGUGCGGGGGUGGCGGCGGCGGCCUGACGGAGGGUUGUGGAGUACUACUAGCGAGUCCAUUCCUGCUCACCACUGGGCACUUGUGUUGUUGAGGAGCGAGGCGGUGGGCGGGCCACACUUCUCCUCCCACCAUGGCCUGGCGCCUCGCCUCGCAGGCCUCACAACGCCCGCCACACUCUCAUCCACCAACUUUCCAAUACUUUCCUUUAGUUUUGAGUAUGAGUACACUCUAAGUGUUGUAACCUGUUUGUGAGCACACCUUACGUCACCAGCAGCCGCCAGCGGUCAGUCGGACUGGCCAGGUAAACAGUGGCGCUGGUCCACUCCACGGCAGAUAAUGGUCCGAGUCACACUCCAGUGAGCCGCCAUGGUGCUCGCGUGCCGCCACCAUGCAGCGCAACACUGGCGGGAGUGGCUACAGCGGCGAGGGCGUGCCGUGCGUGCAUGCGUGUGUCUGUGUGGAGGCUGGACAUGGUGCCGUGGAGGAAGCAGCCCACACAGGGACAGAAUGUGGGAGGGAAAGGCUGGGCUGGGGUCUGCAGUCCUGCCGGUGUGCGCAGCACGCCACCACACCUGACGGAGGCGGCGCCAAUAAAGACAUGUCUCCUGAA
Messenger RNA from Portunus trituberculatus (swimming crab), 8468 nucleotides. RefSeq lists its product as uncharacterized. The record is from RefSeq and is a predicted model, not a curated record. The transcript has 38 exons. Lineage: Eukaryota; Metazoa; Arthropoda; Malacostraca; Decapoda; Portunidae. The coding region runs from base 282 to 6185 and encodes 1967 amino acids.